Sarcophilus harrisii (Tasmanian devil) is the source of this 2184-nucleotide messenger RNA. It is a transcript of the gene CCNQ, whose product is annotated as cyclin Q. The record is from RefSeq and is a predicted model, not a curated record. Lineage: Eukaryota; Metazoa; Chordata; Mammalia; Dasyuromorphia; Dasyuridae. Gene Ontology annotation, molecular function: cyclin-dependent protein serine/threonine kinase regulator activity. Gene Ontology annotation, biological process: regulation of transcription by RNA polymerase II. The transcript has 3 exons. Gene Ontology annotation, cellular component: nucleus. The coding region runs from base 495 to 1244 and encodes 249 amino acids.
CCCGAGACGCGCGCCUCUCCUGCUGCUCCGUUCCUAGGCCGUGGGAACCCCCGGCGGACAGCCCGGCCCCGACGCCGCGCCCACAGCUCGAAACAACAACUGGACUUAUUCCAUAGAUACUAUUGAUGCUGAAAAUGCAAAAUGAAUGCCCUGCAGAGUUUCAUAAAUAGAGUUCCAGUCUGCCUUCUAUCUAAGUGAUGCUCAGCUCAACUUGUCCAUCUAUGAUAUCUGUUUGAGGUAUAUGAACUGAUAUAUACUAAUUCAAUUGUUUGGUCGUCCAACUCUGUGUCAUUCUGAAUAGUAGGCAUUUUUCAUCCUUUUGUUUCCCCUGCAUGGAAAGUCCCUGAUUGUUCUGGAGCGUGACACAAUCAAUACAAUAUCACCCACAAAUAGGAACAUCAGAGGACUUCAUUAUCCACUUUUACUCUGUUUCUGAUAUUUUCCAUGAUGUUGACAUAUAUCUUUGGGAUACACCAGAAGUCGGGGUAUUAGCCAUGGAGUCUCGUCAGAGUGAGAGCGGCACAGAGAGCGAAGAAAUAAAGAAAGAGGGGCACUUGGCCUCCGAGGCCAAAGUCCACUUCAAAGUGACACGGUUCAUCAUGGAGGCUGGUGUCAAGCUAGGGAUGCAAUCCAUUCCAAUUGCCACAGCCUGUACCAUUUACCAUAAAUUUUUCUGUGAGACCAAAUUAGAUGCAUAUGACCCUUACCUCAUAGCCAUGUCAGCCAUUUACUUGGCCGGUAAAGUGGAGGAGCAACAUCUCAGGACAAGAGACAUCAUCAAUGUCUCCCACAGGUAUUUAAAUCCCAAGAGUGAACCUCUAGAGUUAGACUCCUGGUUCUGGGAACUGAGGGAUAGCAUCGUUCAGUGUGAAUUACUUAUGUUGAGAGUUUUGCAUUUCCGAGUCUCCUUCCAGCAUCCCCAUAAAUAUCUGCUCCAUUACCUUAUUUCUUUAAAGAACUGGAUGAAUCGACACAGCUGGGAGAGGACUCCUGUCUCCCUAGCAGCCUGGGCCCUGCUGCGGGACAGCUAUCAUGGAGCAUUGUGCCUGCAGUACCCUGCCCAGCACAUAGCAGUAGCAGUGCUCUAUCUCGCCUUGCAGUGCUACGGAGUGGAGGUGCCUGCUGAUUCCGAGGCGGAAAAGCCCUGGUGGCAGGUCUUCAGCGAAGACCUUACCAAGCCAGUCAUUGAUAACAUUGUAUCUGAUCUGAUUCAGAUUUACACAAUGGACACAGAAAUCCCUUAAUUGCUGUAGGGCCAUCCAAGGAGAAGCAAAGCUUUGCUGGAGAACUGGAUUUGACCCCAUUAAUAGGGGUCACAAGUACAAAAAGUUGCCAAGUCGCAGGGAUCAACUUUGCAUCUGCAAAGGGAGAAGAACUAAACUUGGGUUGCUUUCUGAUGACAUUUUUAGGUACUGAUGCAGUGGAUGGGUAAUAAUAGGUGUUCCUCUUGAGCAGGUUUGAGAGCAUGUGAUGUUUGGAUGAUGAAAAAGAAAUGUACUGUGUUCAAUUGUCUUUUGCACCUUAAGAAAUUUUUGAAGAUUACUCCUUUGAAUUUGGUGCAAACUGUAUUUAGACAUCUCUUCAUUAAAACAAAAACCAAAAUAUCCUUUGGGAUGUCUUUUUAAGCCAUACAUAAACUUAAAUCUUCCAACAUAAUGAACAGUAUUUUGUUUUACAUAAUGAAAGAUAAAAAAUAUUUUGUAAAGCUGUGAAAAUGGGCAUAUAAUUUAAAAGCUUUUAAUGUCCUAUGGAUCAUACUGGGGAUAUGGGAGUGUAGGGAGGUGAUUUAGCCAUAAUUUAUUUUCCCAUUUUGUGUUAUUUUCCUUUCCCUGAAAUGUUAUAAAAUGUGAUCGUCUUUUAAACACAAAUGUUCUUUCAGGAAUCCCAUAUGUUAAUAAUCUUGAAACACCUUGAUCUCUGAAGAAUCAAAGCUUUCUAGUAAACACUGGGGCAAAGUACGCCCAUAGAGAAAAAGACAGUAGGGAUGGAUUAUUCUCAUCACCCAGAGAGGGCGUGCCCUCAUGGAUGAGUUCAUGAAUUGAUUGAAGUUUUGAGAGCCAACAGUUGGCCAAAGAAACAUCUUGUCUUAAAAUUUUAAUGUCAUUUCCAAAAUAAAUUUGCUGUUUAUAUGUUAAACCUGUUUGUUGGUUUCCUAAAUACAAUGAUUUUUUCUUAUGUUUCUGA